AGCAGCAAUGGUGCAGCAUUUCUGGCCCUAAACCUCUCACCCUCAACAGUGGCACCCAUGACAACAAAUCCAAUGGAUGAAACCAUACCUGGAAAUAUCAGCAUCAGGAUUCUGAUCCCAAAUUUGAUGAUCAUCAUCUUUUGACUGGUCGGACUGACAGGAAAUGCCAUUGUGUUCUGGCUCCUGCUCUUCCACUUGCACAGGAAUGCUUUCUCAAUCUACAUCUUAAACUUGGCCAUAGCUAACUUCCUUUUCCUCCUUGGUCACAUCAUAGCUUCCACAAUGCAACUUCUCAAGGUUUUCUACCUCAACAUUAUUUUUCUUUACUGCUUUUACACCAUCAUGAUGGUGCUCUACCUCACAGGCCUGAGCAUGCUCAGUGCCAUCAGCACUAAGCACUGCCUGUCUGUCCUCUGUCCCAUCUGGUAUCACUCCCACUGCACAAAACACACAUCAACUGUCAUAUGUGCUGCUAUAUGGGACCUGUCCCUGUUGAUCUGCUUUCUGAAUAGGUAUUUCUGCGGUCUCUUAGAUACCAAAUAUAAAAAUGACAAUGGGUGUCUGGCAUCGAAUUUCUUUAUUACUGCAUACCUGAUGUUUUUGUUUGGAGUCCUCUGCCUGUCCACCCUGGCUCUGCUGGCCAGGUUGUUCUGUGGUGCUGGGAAGAUGAAAUUUACAAGAUUAUUCGUGACCAUCAUGCUGACAGUUUUAGUUUUUCUCCUCUGUGGGUUGCCCUCUGCCAUCCACUGGUUCCUGUUAAUCUGGAUUAAGAUUGAUUAUAGUGUAUUUGCUUAUGAUGUUUUUCUGGCAUCACUUGUCCUGAGUGCUGUUAACAGCUCUGCCAACCCCAUCAUUUACUUCUUCGUGGGCUCUUUCAGGCAUCGGUUGAAGCACCAAACCUUCAAAAUGGUUCUCCAGAAUGCACUGCAGGACACUCCUGAGACAUCUGAAAACAUGGUGGAGAUGUCAAGAGGCAAAGCAGAGCCAUGA
Messenger RNA from Mus caroli (Ryukyu mouse), 990 nucleotides. RefSeq names its product mas-related G protein-coupled receptor member A1-like. Gene Ontology annotation, molecular function: G protein-coupled receptor activity. Gene Ontology annotation, biological process: G protein-coupled receptor signaling pathway. NCBI's taxonomy places the organism in Eukaryota, Metazoa, Chordata, Mammalia, Rodentia, Muridae. Gene Ontology annotation, cellular component: plasma membrane. The record is from RefSeq and is a predicted model, not a curated record.